Messenger RNA from Adineta ricciae, 3090 nucleotides. Lineage: Eukaryota; Metazoa; Rotifera; Eurotatoria; Adinetida; Adinetidae. The record is from the annotation of a GenBank genome assembly.
AUGUUGCUUUUGUUCAGUUCUAUUCUAAUAUUAUCGAUUUCAUUGACGAAUGCGGCUACACUUGACGAAUCUUGUUCAAAUGAUGUACGAUGCGAAGGAGCCAGUUUGAUUUGUUCAGAAGGCAAAUGCCAGUGUCGAGUACCUUUGUACCGACCAUGCAAUUCAUCAUGUGUACUUAAUCCUCGGUCAGCAUAUGAAGGAGAAACAUGCGAGGAACGAAGUCAUUGUAUUAACAAUGCAGAAUGCUCUGAAAACAAACGAUGUCAAUGUCUGAAUGGAUUUUCAGCUAAAAAUGGGCUUUGUUAUAAAAAGUUGAAUGAAUCAUGUGCAAGUAAUACGGAAUGUCGGUCGAGAUAUUGUCUUAACCAUCAAUGUGCAUGUGGACAUGGUUAUGAGCUCAAUGAUGAUCGCACUGAAUGUCGACGAAAAUUAGUUAAAAUUUAUAGCACUUGGGCAGAUGCAAAUGCAAGCAAUGCAUUUUGUUCGGAUGACGCGUCAUGUAUAGAUUUGAUCGCCAAAUGUUUUAAUGAUACACAGCAUCCGACAGCGAAAUUUUGUAAAUGUCCAUAUGGAUAUGAAGUAAAGAAUAAUAAUGAAAAGUGUGAACCGAUUCAAAUCUCUGCAUUGUCUCCGUUAAACACUGUUCAAUCAAACUAUGCUGAAUGCGGCGUUUGCGAAGACAAAAACGCCGUAUGUAUUCGCGCUGCAACACAAACAACAUGCUGGUGUCAAGCAGGUUAUAAGAAGGAAAACAAUCGAUGUGUACCAUCAAACAAACCGCUACUUCUCUUUCCUAAUUCGUAUGACCUCAGCCAACAUGAUUUCACGACAAAUUUUACGGAUGAUCAAUAUGCAGUGCAUAGCAACUUAAUUGGUUGUGCACCUAAACAUCGAUUCAAUCCUGACGAUCGUUCAUGCGUUAAAAUUGAGCCUAAAUGGGAAAGUAGUGUACUUGAAUAUGGUUCUUGCACGCGCAUCAAUUCACGAUAUCGAGCUAAUCGCGAAGAUGGUCUAUGUCCGCAGCCACUAACAUGCCAAGACCGAGAAGAUAAAUAUGUUUGUUCAUGUGGAAAAGAUAAAUUUCUCGAUUCUAGCAAUUCAGAACAAUGUGUAUAUUUGAUCGGUAAAAAAACGAAUUCAGUUGAUGAUUUGUGCCCGCAACAUGCAUCACGAAAUAACAGCACUGGUACAUGUGAAUGCCAUAGCGGAUAUGCAGUGGUCGCGGACAAUCGCGGAUGUGAACUGAAGCUAUCUUCUGAAUCAUUUUCAACCAAUCCCAAUCGUCCGUAUGAUGAAGUAUGCACGCAAGUAUUUGGUAGAAAAGUAUAUUUAUAUACAGCUGGCGAAUGUCGUUGCUCUGGAGACGAAAGUUUUCCGAAUGCAGCUAGAACGAAUUGCUAUGCGCCACUUAAUCAUCGACUUACGGCACCCAUCGAAAACUGUCCAGAAAAUGCCAUUCUUGAUGGAGAUCAAUGUAGAUGUACAGAUGGCUAUUAUCCAAAAGAUGGUGUUCGUUGUGAAAAAGCAAAAUUACUUGAUUAUCAGGGAUCAGCGUCAACCUCAGUCAAUAGUCUGACAGAAACAGAUUGUAGAACUUGGUUCAAUGGACCAGUAAAACCGUACGAUAACGAACAUUGCGAAUGUCGAAAUGGAUCGUCUCUUAACGAUCAUGGCACGGGGUGCUGGUUUAAUCUCAACAUUACUCUGACUAAUCCAAGCGAUUCUCAGUAUUGUCCUCCGCAUAGUAACACUGGAGCAGGGCAAGAGUGCCUGUGCGAUAAUGGGUACAAACCGGAGGGAAAUCGAUGUGUGCAAAUCGCGACGCAAGUAUACUCUGAUGAUGACUCUAGUGCAGAGAGCACACCUGGCCUAAACGAAGCUGGUUGUCGUCAUUUCUUUGGUAGUGGUGCUACUCUAUCAACUAAAGGACAAUAUUGCAUCUGUAAACCUGAAGCAUAUGCAGUAUUGAGCAACACCUAUUGCCAUUUUCUGAUUGAUGAAAUGACUGAUGAUAUCAAGGGCGAUCGAACUUGUCCAGCCAAUGCGGAAACGUCUGAUUCCGCCUCGAGUCCUUGGGCCUGUAUCUGUAAACCGAAUUAUCACAAGUCGAGCGACAAUAGAACAUGCAUUGGCAUUCCUUUAAAAGGAACGAGCAUUCCAUCGGCCUCGACCAGUUGUCAGAGCUACACGAAUGAAAAUUGUGUUGAACAAUAUGGUGAAUUUGCAUUUUGUCAGAACGAGAAUUGUUAUUGCAAUCGCCAAUUCAGUUUCAUUAAUUCGGAUAAUAAAUGUGAACCUUUCUCCAAAAAUAUCUUCCCAGGUUUUCAUGAACUUGGCUCGUAUGCUUGUAACGCCAAUGCCGAUUGCAGCGAUAAACCAAAUGCCAUAUGCGACUAUACAAAUUCAUCUGACGAAUACAAAGUAUGCCAGUGUCGAGAAGGAUAUAUAUUAGACAUAGCUACACAAGCAUGUGUCAAACAUGAAUGUGUUCCUCAAUGUUCCUCAAUACUAAAUUUCGAAUGUCGUGGAUAUCAAUGUGUAUGCAGAGAAGGUUAUCAUCAAAGAGGUUCUGUGUGUGUUGAAAAUUCUCAUAAACUUGAGCUGCAUCAAUUCUGUAAUCGAACACUUCUUGGCAUGCUUAGUUCGAGUGUGUCAGACAAUGAUUCACUUCAAUGUGAUAAAGCGUGUAGUCGUGUUAGAUGUAAGGAUGGUUACCGAUCGGAACAAAAUCAAUGUGUUCGAUAUGAAUUAAACAAUGAUCGAUGUGUCGAUCGUGAAAGUAUUUGUGCAGGUAUUGACACAAAUUCCAUCUGUAGUUCAGAGGAGAAUAAAUGUUUAUGUAAACCAUCAUUUUACGACUUCGAAAACAAAUGUUAUCAAGCAGUCGGUUCGGAAUGCACAGAAGAUAAACAGUGUGGUCCUACGAUGAUAUGCAAAGGACAACGCUGUGCCUGCAAUGAUGAACAACGUGAAGAGGAAACUACGGAUAUAUAUGGUCGACCGAUACGACGUUGUGUCAAUGGAAUUGAUCGUCUGCGCUUCAGCCCAUUAAUCUUGCUAAUUGUCGUCUUUGGUCUAUUUUUCAAAUAA